Molecule: messenger RNA, 4973 nt
Organism: Equus quagga
Lineage: Eukaryota; Metazoa; Chordata; Mammalia; Perissodactyla; Equidae
Gene: RNF44
Product: ring finger protein 44
Exons: 11
Coding region: 1356-2654 (432 amino acids)
Source: RefSeq, a predicted model, not a curated record
AGGAGAUUGGCACCAGUUGGCUCAGGGCUAAUCUUCCUCAAAAAAAACACAAGAAUUUUCAGUAGGUUAUAGGGUAUAGGGUUUUUUAAAAGGAGCAAAUGUAUAAAAGCAUAUACAAUAAAAAAAUCUAUCCUUCUGGCCCAGUGUUCUCUUCCAGUUCUCCCUGAGGACAAUUGUUAAUCAGUUUCCUGUAUAUCCUUCCAGAAAUAUUUUAUGUGGAUAUUGUAUAUAUCCAAUUUUUAAAAAAGUGAUACAUACUGUUGUAUCUUGUUCAGCAUCUUGCUUUCAUUUUUUUAAAUUUGGGAUUAUGUAAUAUUGCAAAGAAACGUAGAAAAUGACACCCCCCAGUAGCCCACUACACAGACUUAACAAAUGUUAGUUAACCUUUUGCGCUGGCAUCUCAUUUAGGACUGUCUUGGGGAAGCCCCAUGUCAGUGCAGCUCCAUACAGAAGAGUCCAGUUAUUGACUAUAUGCAUACACCAUUCUUUAUUUGGCCUGCUCCCAGCUUUUGGAUAUUUAGGGUAUUAUUGAUUUUUUUUUUGCUUAAAUUAUCGAUGUGGAGGUAAUACCCCACUUUGUAUAAUGUCUGCCCAAGGAGGCAUCAAGGCAAAGAGGAACGAAGCUCGGCUUUGGCUUGGGUUCAAAUACCUGCUCAGCCAGACUUCCUAGCCGUGUGACCUGGGGUGAGUGACGCCCCUCUUGAUCCUCUUUACCCAUCUGUAAAAUGGGCAGGCUGUAGGAAUCCCUCCUUCUCAUAGCUGCUGGGGGGAGUACAGUAGAAAACUAAAGACUUUAUGGGGCGUAGUUCCCCAGUCCCCCGAGGCAGUGCUCUCUGCGGGACACCAAACUCCAAGGCCGGCCAGGCAACUGAGGCGGCGGGAGCGCCGGACUGCCGCAGCUCACGCUUCAAGCUGCUCCCCGCCCCUUUCCCUGGCCACGCUGGGGGCGGGGCGGUUAAGUGACUCUGUGACGUCACCCCGCGCAGCACCAAUCCCCCUGCCAGGCAGGCGUUAACUCGUUUGCAUGGGUUGCCCGCUAUUGGUCCGUUGGGCAAUCCAGGCCGUCCCAGCUUUUUAAAGCCGCCGCGUAGUAUAAACAAGGAGAUGCGGAGCGGCCAGGGCAUGAUGUCAUCGCGGCGCUGUAGCUCCUGGGGCUGACGUCAUCUCCGGGGAGGUUGCCGGCCCAGGCUGUUAGAGCCUGCCUAACCACUCGGGGCUUAAGAGGCCGCCCCUGCCGUGUCGAAGGUCAGCCCCAUUGCACUUCAGUGUCCCAGGCUGCGCCCCGUCCUCGAGGAGGGGACCGAGACACAGGUUGUGAGCCCCGGCCCAGCCCCUCCACCCUUCUGCCACCCCUGAUGCGACCAUGGGCCCUGGCAGUGACUAGGUGGCCGCCCUCUGCCCCUGCGGGUCAGUGGCGAUUCUCUGCAGGAGCCAGCAGCACCCCGGGCCAGCUCCGGGGAAGCCCCGGCCGCGAGGGCCCCCUGGCCGGCCCGCCUGCCCAGGAUGAGCGCUUACCCUCCCAGCAGCCGCUGCCCCGGCCACCGCACCUCCCCGUAGAGGAGCGCCGCGCCUCGGCUCCUGCCGGCGGGAGCCCACGGAUGCUGCACCCGGCCUCCCAGCAAAGCCCGUUCAUGGUUGACCUCCACGAGCAGGUGCACCAGGGACCUGUCCCUCUGUCCUACACAGUCACCACAGUGACGACCCAAGGCUUCCCCUUGCCUACAAGCCAACACAUCCCUGGCUGCAGUGCUCAGCAGCUCCCAGCAUGCUCCGUGAUGUUCAGUGGGCAGCACUACCCCCUCUGCUGCCUCCCACCCCCGCUGAUCCAGGCGUGUACCAUGCAGCAGCUCCCCGUGCCCUAUCAGGCCUACCCUCACCUCAUCUCCAGUGACCACUACGUCCUGCACCCCCCCCCACCAGCCCCACACCCCCAGCCCGCCCACGUGGCGCCUCUUGGGCAGUUUGUGUCGCUGCAGACCCAGCACCCGCGUAUGCCCCUGCAGCGGCUCGACAAUGACGUGGACCUGCGGGGGGACCAGCACCCCCUGGGGAGCUUCACCUACUCCACCUCUGCCCCGGGCCCGGCCCUGUCCCCGUCCGUGCCUCUUCACUACCUGCCCCAUGACCCACUGCACCAGGAGCUGUCCUUCGGCAUGCCGUAUUCCCACAUGAUGCCGCGGAGACUGGGCACCCAGAGAUACCGCCUGCAACAGCCGCUGCCCCCGCCACCCCCGCCGCCGCCCCCACCCCCGUAUUACCCCAGCUUCCUGCCCUACUUCCUCUCGAUGCUGCCAAUGUCACCAACAGCAGUGGGGCCCACCAUCAGCCUGGAUCUUGACGUGGAUGACGUGGAGAUGGAGAACUAUGAGGCCCUUCUGAACCUGGCGGAGCGGCUGGGAGACGCCAAGCCCCGAGGUCUCACCAAAGCGGACAUCGAGCAGCUUCCGUCGUACCGCUUCAACCCAGACAGCCAUCAGUCGGAGCAGACGCUGUGUGUCGUCUGCUUCAGCGACUUCGAGGCGCGGCAGCUGCUCCGAGUGCUCCCCUGCAACCACGAGUUCCACACCAAGUGUGUCGACAAGUGGUUGAAGGCCAACCGGACGUGUCCCAUUUGCCGGGCUGACGCCUCCGAGGUGCCCAGGGAGGCUGAGUGAGGCGCACCGCUGCCCAGGAGAGCCCUGCCUGAAGCUCUGGAAACUCGCGGGGACCCAGGGAGGACGGGGAGGGAGUGGCCCUGGCCUGCCCCGUCUCCUGCCUGCCUCUCCAGAGCUGGUGCCAGGCUCAGCCCCGAGAGAAGCCCCUGCAAUAAGCCCCUGCGUUUGCCAAGCUCCAAAGACUCCUCUCCCAAUCUGCCUGCCAGUCCACCCGCCACGGAGCCACCUGCGUGUCCCUGACUUGGUCUCCCUCCUGUUUGCCCAUGGGUCUGUCUCCUUUCUUGCCCGUGCUGGGAGCCAGGGGUCCAUUUCCCCAGUGCGGCUGGUGGAGAUCUUUGGCCCCAGGAUGGGCAAAGGGAGCACCAUCCUGGGGUGGCCUGGUCUCUUGCACUGAAAUGGUGUGCCCUCUGCCCAGGUGGCACUGACAGGCGCAUGGACAGACGGUGGCAUGAGGCCAUUGCCUGAGCCCCAGGCCUGGGUCCUCCUGCCUUGACACCCCCCACACACAGACUCAGGCAGCCAGCCCCGCCCAGGCUGCUGUGAGUGGUGGGUCUGGCUCCCUAGGGGACCCUCACCCCAGGCACAACAUUCCAGCCCCACCCCCAGGCUGGAGGGUGUCAGAGCCAGCCUCCUCAGCAGAUGGGAGUCAGGCCCUGAGCUGGGGGGCAUGCAUCUUGAGGGCCUGGGCUACGUUUGGGAAAGCGACCUGUGUUCCUGUGGCUGCCCCUUCCUGGCAGUGACAGGGCCAGACCCACGCCCGAUCUCCCCCUCUGUCUUUUUGCAUGAAUGUGAGGAACAGCAGUUUUUGUUUAUUCAUUUGGCCCAAAAUCGCGUGUAGGAUUUGGGGGUGUGGAUUUUUAAACAAUUUGUUUUCUUUUGGUUUAAAUGGGGGGUAUAGGGACCAACCAGGACCAAAUGCCCAGGGGGCAGGGAAUGGUCCGGUGGAGCCGCCUGGUCCGCAUGCAUGUGCACGGCUGGGGUGGGCCGGCGGCUGGUGGUCAUGGGCGGGGUUGGGGUCUGUGCUCAGCUGAUAACUGCCAUGCACUGCACUGCACACGUCCCCAGAGCCUCCCGGGACCGGACGCUUUUCAGGGCAUUUCUCCUCCAGCCAGGGCCCGGCUCCCACCUGCCUGGGUGAGUCUCCUCCAAGGGAGUCCUGGGGGGACAGGGACCAGGGCGGGCAUGGACCCCACCUCCAGGGGCCUCCUCCCAGCCUGAGCCCUGCUCUCCGAGGUCAGGAGGAGCCCCCUUGUAGGGUCUGGCUGAGCUCCCACUCUCUCCCUCGUGGUCCCAUUCCUUUCCUUCCUUACCCCCAGCUGGGGUUGCUGCCCUGAACGAACUGCGUGUGGGGCCGGCACAUCCUAGCAGGUAGCCCCUGGCGCCUGCUGCCUCAGGGAUGCUCCAACCACCCUCGUUCUCCCCUCAGCGCCCUGGCUCCUGCCUCCCCCGCCUGCCAUGGGGCCCCAUCAGCCUGGCCCCACCCCAUGGAGAACCCAAAGUCUUACUGUAUAUAACUCCAGGUGACCUUUCUAUAUUUAUAGCAGUGUUGAAACCCCACGUGUUUUACACAGAGAACUACCCUCUCCAACCCUCCUCCCUUCCCCACCCCAACAAAAGGUUUUCAAAACGCUCCCGGUUCCUGGGGCAGGCAGGGACAGGCUCGCGGGCUGUGUGUCGGCUGCGGUGAUGAUUCCAACGAGCAGCUAUCCGGGGGGAAAUACAUUUAAAAAAUAAUUUAAAAAAAGAUUUAUGAAACAAUUACUUAGAAUGUUUGUGAUUUGCCGACCUUGCUAUAGAUGCCAUGUUACCAAUGAUUUCCUGUGGUGGGGGCUUGUCAUUGUUUACUCUUCUUUGCCAACUUCUGGCCUAGGCAUGACAGUGGGCACCAUCCCCCAGCCCCGGCUGGGCCCAGCACCUGUGUUCUGUGUUAGAAAGGUUCUUUAUAUAUAUAUACUUACAUAUAUAUAUAUAAAUAUAUGUAAUUUGGGGGCCCUGUUCCUUGCACAUUUUACAGUUACCUCAUUUUUCCCAUGUAUGUAUUUGAGAAAAUGCUAAUAUAUAGAGAAAAAAAUGGUUCUUAAAGCUUAAAUGUGUGGUUUUUUCCAUUCCAUUGGAUUCACAUUGGUUUGUAGCAUUUAACAUAACUAGUAUGUUUUAUUAUAUAUAUGUGUAUACUGAUUGAAAUUUUUAACAGAUUUGUACUUUUUUUAAAAUGAAAGUUGCUAGUUCUGCUUGACCAAGUAGUGCAAUCAUUAUUUUUUUUAAUAUUGUUGCUGAUUUCAGAGGGAUAUUCACUAAUAAACGUAUGAUGUAUACCAA